AUGGCAGCAGUAGGCGUUCAAAUUCUUACCCAGCUUGGUGUGCAGUACUUGCCCUCAACAGGGGCCUGCACCGUCGAUAUCGCCGUUGCCAUCAGCCUCGGUCAAUGCGGCUUCAUAAACAUCAACAUUGAUGAGCAGCACCAAGUUACCGUCCUGCCUGACCAGACAUUCGUCACACCUACCAUUCACACGCCGACACCUAUCGAAACUCCGAGGCCCAUUGAUCCGCUGCGAUACUCUGAGAGUAAUCCUGCAAAGGAAACCCCUGUGCCAGUUACUGUACCGGUGCGGUUACCACCGUAUUGCAGCUCAACCACCAUUGACGUCGACGUUAGAGAGAUACCCACAAUUGACCCCCACAAUAUUGAGCUGAGUCUGAAGCUCCGUGGCCUUCUGAACGUCAACCUGGGUCUCGAUGUUGAUCUCCGGGGUCUCUUGGGCGGCCUGUUCAGCGGCUCAUCCAGGAACAUCUGCCGGCCGCUGCGCAAUCGGCACUCAUCUACCAUUACCGCCCGCAGUGCGGUGUGA
Messenger RNA from Neoarthrinium moseri, 528 nucleotides. RefSeq lists its product as uncharacterized. The record is from RefSeq and is a predicted model, not a curated record. Lineage: Eukaryota; Fungi; Ascomycota; Sordariomycetes; Amphisphaeriales; Apiosporaceae. The transcript is spliced from 2 exons. Bases 1 to 528 code for a protein of 175 amino acids.